Messenger RNA from Gastrolobium bilobum, 1233 nucleotides. Its product is annotated as probable pectate lyase 22. NCBI's taxonomy places the organism in Eukaryota, Viridiplantae, Streptophyta, Magnoliopsida, Fabales, Fabaceae. The coding region runs from base 1 to 1221 and encodes 406 amino acids. Gene Ontology annotation, molecular function: pectate lyase activity. The transcript is spliced from 4 exons. The record is from RefSeq and is a predicted model, not a curated record.
AUGACAAGCACUUCACUCUCUUUGAUUUUCUUGCUCUUCUCUCUUCUCAUUCCAACCCUCAUUUCCUCUUCACCAAUUCAAAAUCCUGAAUUGGUAGUACAAGAGGUAAACAGGAAAAUCAAUGCCUCUUUAGCUAGGAGGAACUUGGGGUACCUUUCAUGUGGGAGUGGCAACCCCAUUGAUGAUUGUUGGAGGUGUGACACAAAUUGGGAGAACAACAGGCAAAGGCUAGCAGAUUGUGCAAUUGGGUUUGGGAAAAACGCCAUUGGUGGAAGGGAUGGUAAGAUUUACGUGGUGGACGAUGCCGGCGAUGAUGAUCCGGUGAACCCAAAACCGGGGACACUCCGUGACGCGGUGAUCCAAGAUGAACCAUUAUGGAUCAUCUUCGCCAGAGACAUGGUGAUUCAGUUAAAGGAAGAGCUCAUCAUGAACUCCUUCAAGACCAUUGAUGGUAGAGGCGCGAGCGUGCACAUUGCUGGUGGUCCAUGCAUUACAAUACAGUACGUGACCAAUGUUAUCAUCCACGGAAUACACAUACAUGAUUGCAAGCAAGGUGGGAAUACUAUGGUGAGGGACUCCCCACGGCACUACGGGUGGAGAACCAUAUCGGACGGUGAUGGUGUGUCCAUCUUUGGAGCAAGUCAUGUAUGGGUUGAUCAUUGUUCCUUGUCCAAUUGCAACGAUGGUUUAAUCGAUGCCAUUCAUGGGUCCACCGCUAUUACCAUAUCCAACAAUUACAUGACACACCAUGAUAAGGUUAUGUUGUUGGGUCAUAGUGACUCCUACACUCAAGACAAGAACAUGCAAGUCACUAUUGCUUUCAAUCACUUUGGUGAAGGCCUCGUUCAAAGGAUGCCAAGGUGUAGGCUUGGAUAUUUCCAUGUGGUGAAUAAUGACUACACUCACUGGGAAAUGUAUGCCAUUGGGGGAAGUGCUAGCCCAACUAUCAACUGUCAAGGAAAUAGAUUUGUUGCACCCGAUGACAGAUUUAGCAAAGAGGUGACAAAGCAUGAAGAUGCGCCAGAGAGUGAAUGGAAGAGCUGGAAUUGGAGGUCAGAAGGGGACUUGUUGGUAAAUGGUGCAUUUUUCACUGCAUCGGGUGCUGGAGCCUCUUCUAGUUAUGCAAGGGCUUCUAGCUUAAGUGCAAGACCAUCUUCCCUUGUGGGUUCUAUAACAAUAGGUGCUGGUGCACUUAACUGUAAGAAAGGUUCUCCUUGCUGAUAAUGAUUGAUC